GCCACCGAGGCUGACAGCUCCACCGCCCUCGGUUGCGCCGUUGACGACGAUGAUGUGCCUCAGCUCCUCUCUCCUGCCGCGCCCGUCUCCCGCUGCUGACCGGCCGCCUCCCGGGAUCAUCGCGGGUGGCGGCGGCGGUGGCAAGCGACUGAGCGUGGUGCCGUCCGUCCCGUUUCUGCUCCACUGGUCGUGGCCACGGAAGGCCAAGAGCAAGUCUUCUGUUUCUGUGACUGCACGAGGAAACAAAAUCGCGGCAACAACUGGAUAUGGUUCUGACCACCUUCCCAUGUACGAUCUGGAACCAAAGUUGGCUGAAUUCAAAGACCACUUCAACUAUACGAUGAAAAGGUACCUUGAACAGAAACUUCUGAUUGAGAAACAUGAGGGAGGCCUAGAGGAAUUCUCUAAAGGCUAUUUGAAGUUUGGGAUCAACACAGAGCAUGAUGCAUCCGUGUAUAGGGAAUGGGCUCCUGCAGCAGAAGAAGCACAACUUGUUGGUGACUUCAACAACUGGAAUGGUUCUGGGCACAAGAUGACAAAGGAUAAUUUUGGCGUUUGGUCAAUCAGGAUUUCCAAUGUCAAUGGGAAACCUGCCAUCCCUCACAAUUCCAAGGUUAAAUUUCGAUGUAGGCACGAUGGAGUAUGGGUUGAACGGAUUCCAGCAUGGAUUCGUUAUGCAACUGUUACUGCCUCUAAAUCUGGAGCUCCAUACGAUGGUGUUCACUGGGAUCCACCAACUACCGAAAGGUAUGUAUUCAACCAUCCUCGACCUCCAAAGCCUGAUGUUCCACGUAUCUAUGAGGCUCAUGUGGGGGUGAGUGGUCGAAAGCUUGAAGUAGGCACAUACAGGGAAUUUGCAGACAACGUGUUACCGCGCUUAAGGGCAACUAACUACAACACAGUUCAGUUGAUGGGAAUCAUGGAACAUUCUGACGCUGCUUCUUUUGGGUAUUACGUGACGAAUUUCUUCGCAGUUAGCAGCAGAUCAGGCACACCAGAGGACCUCAAAUAUCUUAUUGACAAGGCACAUAGUCUUGGAUUGUGUGUUCUAAUGGAUGUUGUCCACAGCCAUGCGAGCAAUAAUGUGAUAGACGGUCUCAAUGGCUAUGAUGUUGGACAAAGUGCACACGAAUCCUAUUUCUACACAGGAGACAAGGGCUAUAAUGAGAUGUGGAAUGGCCGCAUGUUCAACUAUGCCAAUUGGGAGGUCCUAAGAUUCCUUCUUUCCAAUUUGAGAUAUUGGAUGGACGAAUUCAUGUUUGAUGGCUUCCGAUUUGUUGGGGUUACAUCGAUGCUAUAUAAUCACAAUGGUAUCAAUAUGUCAUUCACUGGAAAUUACAAAGAGUAUUUUGGUUUGGAUACCAAUGUAGAUGCAGUUGUUUAUAUGAUGCUCGUGAACCAUUUAAUGCACAAACUCUACCCAGAAGCAAUUGUUGUGGCAGUAGAUGUUUCAGGCAUGCCAGUUCUUUGUUGGCCAGUUGAUGAAGGUGGAUUAGGGUUUGACUAUCGCCAGGCUAUGACUAUUCCCGAUAGAUGGAUUGACUGCUUGGAGAACAAAGGUGAUCAACAAUGGUCAAUGAGUAGUGUAAUAUCACAAACAUUGACUAACAAGCGAUAUCCGGAAAAGUUCAUUGCAUAUGCUGAGAGGCAAAAUCAUCCUACUAUUGGCGUCAAGACUAUGGCCUUUCUCUUAAUGGAAUGGGAAAUGUAUUCCGGCAUGUCGGACAUGGAUCAUGAUUCGCCUACAAUUGAUCGUGGCAUUGCACUUCAAAAGAUGAUUCACUUCAUCACGAUGGCCUUUGGAGGUGAUAGCUACUUAAAAUAUAUGGCUAAUGAGUACAUUAAUGCAUUUGAUCAAGCAACGAACACACUCGACGAGAAAUGUUCCUUCCUAUCAUCAUCAAAGCAGACUGCCAGCGACAUGAAUGAGGAAGAAAAGGCCAAGAGCAAGUUCUCUGUUCCCGUGUCUGCGCCAAGAGACUACACCAUGGCAACAGCUGAAGAUGGCUUCGGCGACCUUCCGAUAUACGAUCUGGAUCCCAAGUUCGCCGGCUUCAAGGACCACUUCAGUUACAGGAUGAAAAAGUAUCUUGAACAGAAACAUUCGAUCGAGAAAUACGAGGGGGGCCUUGAAGAGUUCUCUAAAGGCUACUUGAAGUUUGGGAUCAACACAGAAAAUGACGCAACUGUGUACCGGGAAUGGGCCCCUGCAGCAAAGGAUGCACAACUUAUUGGUGACUUCAACAACUGGAAUGGCUCUGGGCACAGGAUGACAAAGGAUAAUUUUGGUGUUUGGUCAAUCAGGAUUUCCCAUGUCAAUGGGAAACCUGCCAUCCCCCAUAAUUCCAAGGUUAAAUUUCGAUUUCACCGUGGAGAUGGACUAUGGGUCGAUCGGGUUCCUGCAUGGAUUCGUUAUGCAACUUUUGAUGCCUCUAAAUUUGGAGCUCCAUAUGACGGUGUUCACUGGGAUCCACCAACUGGUGAAAGGUAUGUGUUUAAGCAUCCUCGGCCUCGAAAGCCUGACGCUCCACGUAUUUACGAGGCUCAUGUGGGGAUGAGUGGUGAAAAGCCUGAAGUAAGCACAUACAGAGAAUUUGCAGACAAUGUGUUACCGCGCAUAAAGGCAAACAACUACAACACAGUUCAGCUGAUGGCAAUCAUGGAACAUUCAUAUUAUGCUUCUUUUGGAUACCAUGUGACGAAUUUCUUCGCAGUUAGCAGCAGAUCAGGAACACCAGAGGACCUCAAAUAUCUUGUUGACAAGGCACAUAGCUUAGGGUUGCGUGUUCUGAUGGAUGUUGUCCAUAGCCAUGCGAGCAGUAAUAUGACAGAUGGUCUAAAUGGCUAUGAUGUUGGACAAAACACACAGGAGUCCUAUUUCCAUACAGGAGAAAGGGGUUAUCAUAAACUGUGGGAUAGUCGCCUGUUCAACUAUGCCAAUUGGGAGGUCUUACGGUAUCUUCUUUCUAAUCUGAGAUAUUGGAUGGACGAAUUCAUGUUUGACGGCUUCCGAUUUGAUGGAGUAACAUCCAUGCUAUAUAAUCACCAUGGUAUCAAUAUGUCAUUCGCUGGAAAUUACAAGGAAUAUUUUGGUUUGGAUACCGAUGUAGAUGCAGUUGUUUACAUGAUGCUUGCGAACCAUUUAAUGCACAAAAUCUUGCCAGAAGCAACUGUUGUUGCAGAAGAUGUUUCAGGCAUGCCAGUGCUUUGUCGGUCAGUUGAUGAAGGUGGAGUAGGGUUUGACUAUCGCCUUGCUAUGGCUAUUCCUGAUAGAUGGAUUGACUACUUGAAGAACAAAGAUGACCUUGAAUGGUCAAUGAGUGCAAUAGCACAUACUCUGACCAACAGGAGAUAUACGGAAAAGUGCAUUGCAUAUGCUGAGAGCCACGAUCAGUCUAUUGUUGGCGACAAGACUAUGGCAUUUCUCUUGAUGGACAAGGAAAUGUAUACUGGCAUGUCAGACUUGCAGCCUGCUUCACCUACAAUUGAUCGUGGAAUUGCACUUCAAAAGAUGAUUCACUUCAUCACCAUGGCCCUUGGAGGUGAUGGCUACUUGAAUUUUAUGGGUAAUGAGUUUGGCCACCCAGAAUGGAUUGACUUUCCAAGAGAAGGCAACAACUGGAGUUAUGAUAAAUGCAGACGCCAGUGGAGCCUCUCAGACAUUGAUCACCUACGAUACAAGUACAUGAACGCAUUUGAUCAAGCAAUGAAUGCGCUCGACGACAAGUUUUCCUUCCUAUCGUCAUCAAAGCAGAUUGUCAGCGACAUGAAUGAGGAAAAGAAGAUUAUUGUAUUUGAACGUGGAGAUCUGGUCUUCGUCUUCAAUUUUCAUCCCAGUAAAACUUAUGAUGGUUACAAAGUCGGAUGUGAUUUGCCUGGGAAGUACAAGGUAGCUCUGGACUCCGAUGCUCUGAUGUUUGGUGGACAUGGAAGAGUGGCCCAUGACAACGAUCACUUCACGUCACCUGAAGGAGUACCAGGAGUACCUGAAACAAACUUCAACAACCGCCCUAAUUCAUUCAAAGUCCUGUCUCCACCCCGCACUUGUGUGGCUUACUAUCGCGUCGAGGAAAAAGCGGAAAAGCCUAAGGAUGAAGGAGCUGCUUCUUGGGGCAAAGCUGCUCCUGGGUACAUCGAUGUUGAAGCCACUCGUGUCAAAGACGCAGCAGAUGGUGAGGCGACUUCUGGUUCCAAAAAGGCGUCUACAGGAGGUGACUCCAGCAAGAAGGGAAUUAACUUUGUCUUCGGGUCACCUGACAAAGAUAACAAAUAAGCACCAUAUCAACGCUUGAUCAGAACCGUGUACCGACGUCCUUGUAAUAUUCCUGCUAUUGCUAGUAGUAGCAAUACUGUCAAACUGUGCAGACUUGAGAUUCUGGCUUGGACUUUGCUGAGGUUACCUACUAUAUAGAAAGGUAAAUAAGAGGUGAUGGUGCGGGUCGAGUCCGGCUAUAUGUGCCAAAUAUGCGCCAUCCCGAGUCCUCUGUCAUAAAGGAAGUUUCGGGCUUUCAGCCCAGAAUAAAAACAGUUGUCUGUUUGCAA
Molecule: messenger RNA, 4542 nt
Organism: Triticum aestivum (bread wheat)
Lineage: Eukaryota; Viridiplantae; Streptophyta; Magnoliopsida; Poales; Poaceae
Product: 1,4-alpha-glucan-branching enzyme, chloroplastic/amyloplastic
Exons: 21
Coding region: 50-4273 (1407 amino acids)
Biological process (GO): carbohydrate metabolic process
Cellular component (GO): cytoplasm
Molecular function (GO): cation binding; hydrolase activity, hydrolyzing O-glycosyl compounds; 1,4-alpha-glucan branching enzyme activity
Source: RefSeq, a predicted model, not a curated record